AGGCUCGAAUUCAUUUGAUCAUCUUCAGUUUCACCAAGGUCCAAGAAGUCAGCGCGGUCUGUUAACGCUACUAGAAUGCGUGCAACAUAUUGCUCUUGCACGGGCUCACAUCAUCAAUGCGCUAUUUUUUGGCAUUUGUUACCUCAAUCGUUAAUAUUGGACUGUAUAGUGUCACAAGAAUGACAAUGUGGCGAGUUAUCAGUGCCACUUUGAUGAAAAAACAUAUACUCCGCUAACUUUUGAUUCGUCACGCAAAUUGAUGGAGUCUUACUAAGUCUAGGACGCACAGCUGGGGUGAUCAAUCACCGGUGCAUGGAAAUCAUUUUUGGCGAUAUAAGCGCUCAAUCACGGUGGUAACCGUAUAACUAGCACGAGUGCCAUCGUCAUAUCACCCACACCCCAUUUUCUGACCAUAUGAUCAUAGUCCCAGGUGACCCCAUAUUAUGGCCGACUAUCAAUGCAUACCGUUUUUCGAGCUAUUUUUCAGUUGCCGCCUUUGUUGUAAUGAUAUAUGAUUUGGCCCUUACAUUCGGAAAAGAGGUUGAACUGGUCUGGAUGCAACACUGGACCCUAAUGACAGUCUUGUAUCUCAGCGUACGCUACCUUGGAAUCUUAUAUCCUGUCCUGUACAUGCUUGGCAAAAUUCAGACCAUCUCGCUGACAAAUACUGUGAGCUUCAUGAUGUACGUUGUACAGAGCUGGACAGGUGUGUUGGUAUUUUCAAUGCUGUGGGUCAUCAUCAUCACUCGAUUGCAUGCCAUGUAUCAACGGUCAAGAAAGAUCCUGAUAUUUCUCGUCGUCACCUUCCUGGCUGUCAACAUUUUUGAUGGAGUGGUAGUCAUGACGGAAAUGAUGCAUACUUCAGGAGAGGAACUCGUUCUCUCCGGCACCCAUCAGUGCUCGAUUGGAUAUACAGGGCAUAGCAACAUGUUGAUUCCUGUUGCUUGGAUAGUCUCCAUUUUGUGGGAGGUCCUUACGCUGUGUCUCGCCAUCUGGAUUGCGGUAAAGCACUUCCGUGAACUGCGACGACAUUCGGCAGCAGGGUUUAUGGGGGACUGCUUCACGGUAUUGAUGAAGACUCACGUGCUUUACUUUGCGAGCUUUGUUGCUGUUUGCUGCUUCGGGCUCGUUCUUAAUUCCUCUCCAACACUCCCAACGGACCAAAAUUCCCUAAAAAGCUACCCCUUUGAUGGUUUGCUUCAAAUUUUGGAGGUCGUGCAGAUGUUUGUGCUGGGACCACGCCUCAUCCUGAGCGUUCGAGAAUAUAAUGCUAAGCUCAAGACCGAUUACGACACGGUAACUGACAUGACCUCAAUGGCUUUCCAGGAGCGCGUGUAUAUAUUGACUGGCAGUGGUGUAUAGCACACGAGUUGUCCGGUGCUCUCCGAAGAGCAGGGGAUUUUAUUUUUACUUAUUCCUACUUUUGCGAUGUUAUUAAUUUCAUUUAUUUGGUGUUCCGAGGUAGAUUUCAAGGGCACAGGUCUGGGCAAAGUUUUCAUCGUAGUAUUGCUAUAUGUGCCAGUGCUGACGAUGUUUAAACCAAGAUCCUGAAUUCAGCAACCCGUCCUCGAUUCAUCUUCUCGUCUUGU
This is a messenger RNA of Suillus bovinus, 1589 nucleotides long. RefSeq lists its product as uncharacterized. The transcript is spliced from 14 exons. Lineage: Eukaryota; Fungi; Basidiomycota; Agaricomycetes; Boletales; Suillaceae. Bases 415 to 1362 code for a protein of 315 amino acids. The record is from RefSeq and is a predicted model, not a curated record.